Molecule: messenger RNA, 756 nt
Organism: Paraglomus occultum
Lineage: Eukaryota; Fungi; Glomeromycota; Glomeromycetes; Paraglomerales; Paraglomeraceae
Source: the annotation of a GenBank genome assembly
AUGUCGAAUCCCAACCAAACGUCCUCGGCUCAACAGUACGAUGCAAACUCAUAUCUAAACGGUUCUCCUGCAGCAGCGGAGGCUCAGCAAUUAUCAUAUUACAACUACGAUUAUUCUUCGUACGGUCCCGCCGCAGGGUACUAUCCCGGUUAUGAAAACUAUGAUUAUUCCACCUACUCAAACUACUACUAUCAAUAUCCAAACCCCAUAUCAGUCUCUGCUCCUACUACAACGCCGCCUGUAGUAGAAGCACCACCGACAAUAAUCAAUCCUGCUGGAAGUGCGUCUUCUGCAAAGAGUACCAAUAACAUCGUUGGUGUCGGAUCAACAAUAGGCCAGGAAGGAUAUACAAUCCCAACAGAGAAUACGAAACCGAAUACACCAAAAAAGAAACAAAAGACUAUAGUCAGAGCUGCCGGUGGAGAAGUUUGGGAAGAUCCAACUCUAUUAGAAUGGGAUCUAAACGAUUUCCGACUGUUUUGCGGUGACUUGGGUAAUGAAGUGACUGACGAAGUAUUACACAAGGCAUUUAGCAAAUACUCGUCUGUUCAGAAAGCAAAAGUUAUUCGUGAUAAAAGGACAGGCAAAACAAAAGGGUAUGGCUUUGUCAGUUUUAAAGACGCUGAUGAAUUUGUAAAAGCAUGGAAAGAAAUGAACGGCAAGUAUGUUGGUAAUCGUCCUAUUAAGUUGCGCAAAAGUAGUUGGAAAGAUCGAAAUAUCGAAGUAAAAAGCAGGAAGUACAAUCCAUACAAAUAG